AUGCUUGCAGAAACAAACAAGUGUCUAGCGUUUGGUGGAAGUAACUGUCAACUCAACUACGAGACGAACGCUCUCUAUAAUCUCGUCAUUCGCUCAACGGACAGCGGCAAUCCGCCUCGUUCCACCGACUUCACUAUUACCAUCAAAUUACGAGAUGUCAACGACAAACCUGGAAACGUGAACCUAACCGGUUACACGAUUAAAGAAAACGCAAUCUCGGGGACGGAGAUCGCAAACGUGUCGGCCACCGACGAAGACGCACGGCAACGUAUUACAUACUCAUUGAGCACCAAUCCGGGAAAUGUGUUUGCUAUCAAAGGAGAUAAGUUGAUAACCACUAGUAGCUCGAUUGAUUACGAAACCCGUAAAACCUACAAGAUUGUCAUCGUCGCAACAGACAACGGCAAUCCGCCCAAAUCUACAUCGUCUUCCUUCACAAUCGACGUUCUCGCACAGAACGAACCGCCCGUCGAGUUUAAGUUUAGUGCUACAGGCGGACAGCUCUCAUUCCCGGACGACAAAGCAAAAAUCGGAGAGAAUGCAGUGAAGAAUACGGUCGUGGGGACGAUAGUGGUGUACGACCAGGACGCAAACGAGCAGUUGACGUUAAAACUGGACGACAAUGCGGGUCGACGGUUUGCUCUGAGCACAAUGAAACCACAAUGUAUUACAGUCAAUACAUUGAGCGCCAAAACAAAGUGCGAAGCUCAACUGUUAGUCGACGGCGCUUUAGACCACGAGAAAGAUUCGCUCCUUGAUAUCGUUAUUCGCGCUACGGACAGAAAAGGACUCUUCAAGAUCGCGCGCUACCAGAUUACAGUCGUUGAUGCCAACGAGCCACCAAGAGACAUCACUGUUGCUAGUGGUAAGCUUUCUGUUCAAGAAAAUCUUAAUAACUUUGCAGUCGCUGAAUUCGCAACGGUCGACGAAGAUGUCGGCAACAAACACACGUACUCGCUUGUCAACGACGCUGGCGGAAAGUUUGCUAUUACUGGUAGUCAGCUGGUGACGUCUGCAAAUGCAAAUCUUGACUUUGAAAAGACAUCAAAAUACACGAUCAUCGUGAGAUCAACAGACAAAGGAGGAUUAUCCGUAGACAAAACGUUUACUGUGACCGUAGAAGACGUCAACGAGGUUCCUACCUCAUUGAGUUUGACAAAUUCUAAGGUAAUGCUUAUCAAUGUGUAUUCGUGUGCUCGUGCACGUAUAUAG
This is a messenger RNA of Corticium candelabrum, 1212 nucleotides long. RefSeq names its product protocadherin gamma-A10-like. Gene Ontology annotation, cellular component: membrane. The record is from RefSeq and is a predicted model, not a curated record. The coding region runs from base 1 to 1212 and encodes 403 amino acids. The transcript is spliced from 5 exons. NCBI's taxonomy places the organism in Eukaryota, Metazoa, Porifera, Homoscleromorpha, Homosclerophorida, Plakinidae. Gene Ontology annotation, biological process: homophilic cell-cell adhesion. Gene Ontology annotation, molecular function: calcium ion binding.